This is a messenger RNA of Tuber aestivum (summer truffle), 1408 nucleotides long. The record is from the annotation of a GenBank genome assembly. NCBI's taxonomy places the organism in Eukaryota, Fungi, Ascomycota, Pezizomycetes, Pezizales, Tuberaceae.
AUGUUGGCUAGGAAGGCGCUCGAAACUGCGCGCGUGCUGUUCCUAGGAGAGUUACAGAUGCCGGAUAGAGAUAGUGUGCGCAUGGUCGAGGGUUGUUGACGGAGUAUUGAGGGUUGGGCGGUGUACUGGUUGGAAGUGGUAAUCGUGCUCUGGGGGAUGUGGGUAGGGUGGCGGGGUCCGGAGGGCAUCCGGAGUUUGAAAGGUUCGUGGAGGUGCUUGGACAGAGGUGUCAGGUUUUACAAUGGACAGGGGGAGGAUUGGAGGAAGGAGCGGAAGGAGAAAUCGUGGAGGGUUGGGUUUGGGUCGUCUCGUGAUUCGCCCCCGGGUGAAGGUGGAGAUGGGAGGCAGUAAUGCUUAUUAGAGAGCGGAGAGAAGGCUGACGGAAGGUGGGAUGAAUUGAUAGGUUCUGCCAUCACAACUGCUCCAGCCGGGGAAUUAUGAUAGUGCCCUAGAAUGGCCGGUGGACGCCAGAAACCCUGACGGUCUUCUCUCGCCCCAUUCCCGUCCCCAAAGUCCAAAACGGAACAGCAGUGUUCUUCUCUGAUCUCCUCUCGGAAAGCCUUGGCCUAGAAGACAUCGCUCUAACAUCUACCUUCCACAACCUCUUCGUCUGCGCUGUCCCGCCACUAAACCCUUCCCUAAAAAACGAAGCGAAAAGGCUCAUUUCCCUCCUCAACGCGGUCUACAUACGAAUCCAGUGUCCGCCCCCGCUUGCAUUUACAUACCCCAUUGAGGAGCUAUUCUUCCACACUCCCACCUCUACCGCUUCACCGAAUGGUGAGACGGAAUGGGAUAUUUCCGGUGACUCGGCCCCCCUUCUCAGCGAAAAAUUCAGUGAAACCUACCAAUACAGCACGCUCCCGCUCCGCUCUAACAUUGCGUCAAGUUAUAUUCCCCAGGCGCAGGAAUCGGUGCAAAAAAUGAACUUUGCAAACGCGGAAGCGUUUACCGGAACGGUUGAGCUGUUUCCAGCGGAAAGGGCGGAGAGGUCUGCGGCGAUGCUUGGUGGAAAGGGGUUGUUUGGAAGCCCGGGGGGACAAAAAGGGCCGGGUGGGAUAAUGGAUAAGGGCCUGUUUGGCGGGAACGGAAGGCGGCUCGACCAUUCUGUUCAUUGAUGAUUUUACCUGGGGAAAUGGUUGUCUUGGCAUCUUCAAAACAGAAGGUAACGGUCGUUUGUGUGGGGGAACCGAACCGCCGUAUCCAAACAGGCCCUAAGAGGAAGAAGAGGGGUGAUGGGAGAGAUGGUGUUUGGUUUAGUCCUUAUAGGAGGAGUGCAGUUGUCCCACCGGGGUUCGGGAUGGAGCGUUUCUGGGCCUGGUUAGGUGGGGAAAGGGGGCGGGGGAGUAGGGUAAGGGGGUCGAGGCGGGCGGGGGGAACGGGAAGGAAAGCGGUGAUUGAUGAGGUAUAA